Messenger RNA from Microbotryum saponariae, 576 nucleotides. Lineage: Eukaryota; Fungi; Basidiomycota; Microbotryomycetes; Microbotryales; Microbotryaceae. The record is from the annotation of a GenBank genome assembly.
AUGAGCUAUGACCCACACGGAGAGGGCCCAGGACCGCAAGAUCUUCAAAUUCUCCAGGUGCACAGUGAUCGAUGUCCUGAUGGUCGGCCCAAGUACCACUGCAAAUCGUUAGCUCGCUCGAUCCGUCUGCGAUGCCUCUCCGAUAUCCACUACGUUGCUCUGUCGGAGAAGAUGGCUGCCACCCCAACAUUCCUCUUUGUAGGUUCAACCAAGCUGGGGCACCCUUCGCCGGAAGACCGCCUUGAUGAGGAUGAAGACGACGAGGAAGAAGACGAAGAGAAUGGUGACGGUGAACGUAAGCGUCUUACGGUCUCGUCCGAGUUGUUUGACAUCGCGUCCAGCGCGGCCAAACCAGAUCCCGAUGAGUCUGUUAACGCCUGGGGUCAGCAUCAAUGUGAAGCUGGGUCAGACUACUGCAUGUCCUUCGACACGACCAAGGAUCGCUGGGCUACUCUCCAACUACUAGGUCGCCAACUCGAUCACUUGCUCACGUUCGACGAAUCGCAGCCGGCCUCGUUCCUGUAUGCCGCCCUAGCCCUGAUGUCUGACAUCUUUAAAAAAGAUCAAUGCGAAUGA